AAUAAAACGAGUUCACAGUUCAUGAAAAUAAGACAUUUUGUAAAUUUGUUGUAACUGUGGUGUGGUGAACGGCGACCGAGUUGCUAUGGACAUGGAGGUGGAGACUCGCGACUUCUCCAUUGAGAAGAUCAUCAGCGAUAUUGAUAAAGAUCUCAGCUGUAACGGUGAGAACGUUGAUCAGGUUGUUGUUUACAAGAACACGGAGAGUGAGAACGGCGACCCAGUCAUGGUGAUGCAGCUGCACGAAGACGGCGACUCUGAUGCGGACGAUGCAGGUGGUAAGAAAACAACUGAAGAAGAAGUCACGAUGAACAGAAACGCCGCCGCCAUCGUCGAAGAAGAAAAAGAAGAAACCGAGAUGGAUGUACGACCUUCACAAACUGGAGACGGACACCAAGAAACCGAGAUGAAAGCUAACAGUGGGAAGGAAACGAGUAAAAUGUCUACGCAGAAAGGAAGAAGUCAGAGCCAGGAGAAAACGGUAAUCGAAGUAGAUGAUGAUGAGGAGAAGGACGAUGAGGAGAAGGACGAUGAUGUAGAUCGGCUGACUGAUUAUACGGAGACAGAGAAAUCUAAAAUAGAUGGUAAAGAGGACUCGGAAGAUGUGGAAGAAAAUGAUGUCGAGAAAAACGGUGCUGACGAUGUUGUUUCUGUUUCUGAAAAGGGAAGUGAAUCAUCGGGGCAAGAACCGACUCGUGGCGGGCACGGUAAAUCAAUGAGUGCCCUGCAGACGGUUUCGGUUCUCAUAAAAAAGUUGGACUACUUCAGCAUGUCGAAGACUGGAAUCAACGUCAACGACGUACUCGAGGCAACGGGGGGCAUGGGUGCUCGUAGAAUUGUUCACACAGAUUCAGACUACAAGAGGAAGGUUUCCGAUAGCAAGAAGGAUCCUGGUCCAGCCGAACGUGAAGAGAACGUUGGCCAAAAUUUACAUCAGGUUCGUAGAAAAGAUACAGGCAUGUCGAAUACAAAGCCAAAGGUGUCGGAUGGUGUGAAAGUCGGGACAAAGAAAUCCAAGACGAAGUGUCUAACGUGUUUUCUUUACAUCCAUAACGAUGUCUAUAAAGAGCACAUUGAUGAGCACACACGGGAGAUCAUGGCGCUUAGGCCGUCGAAGAGAGGUCGGCAUGGCAACGAGCACAAUUCCGACUUGGAGGAUGUUCAGCAGACGCCCAAAGAUGAUCUCGGUAAAGGCGAGUCUUCGGGAAAAUUGAAAGAAAAGAACAAUGGACGACGUUUUUCCAAAUCAUCCACUAAUGAUGACAAACAUGAGAAAGGUUCUUCAAAGAAACCGGUCAGAAGCAAGGCCAAGGAUUCUACAAAUGUCGAGGAUACUCCUGCAAAAGAUUUGUUCAUUUGUGAUAAAUGCGGAACAUCGUGUUCUUCAUCUCGCGAUUUGAGGCAUCAUAAGAUGGACCAUGAAGCAGGAGGAGGAGAUGAAAAAGAAGAAGAAGAAGAAGAAGAGGGCUGUUUGAUAGUGGAGGAAAGCAGUGACACAGAAGAAAGGCAGGAUGCAGAUCGGGAGAAGACUAGAUUGUGGUGUGACCAGUGUCGGAGGACAUUCUCGACACAGAGUAAUUUUAACAUACAUAUGGAGAAAGUUCACACAGUCGAUAAAGACUCAUUGGCAGUGUCUUCCGGAGACAGAAAACGCAAAGCAUCUGAGAACCUCGGUUCUGGAAUACCCUCGAAGAGGGACAAGAGCGGUGUCGUAUCCUCAUCAUCAUCACGGCAACAGACUCCGACAUCCAAGAAGAACGCAGUCGGUGCCACAACAGAUCUGUUGAGAAGAACGUCGAGGAAUAGUCCACUGUCUCCGGAAUCACUUGUCAUUUUGCCUUUCGUCGAUUUGAGUUUGUCGAAAACUAGCACCAUAAGUUCGAGCUGUUCGGCCGUGUCGGGAAAUCCAAGGCCUGGCACGUCCGGUACGUUUGUGUCGCCAGGGUCUAGUUUUUCUGGGUACGUCAAUUUUUCUUCCCUCGGUAAGCCGAGAGAAGUGAGGAGGGAGACGGUGCGAAAAUACAGCAAACAAGGAGAGUUUGGCGAAGAGGAAAUUAUUGAAACUGUUACUGAAAUAUGGUAGAUUAAGACUAGCUCUUGGUGAGACGAACAUUUUAUCAAAUUGUGUCAAAAUAAUUGUCGAAAAAUUUAAGAAUCCCAGUUGAUUUUUCAACAUUUUAUCAGUUUAUUUAUGAAAUAUGGUAGCUUUUGGUGAGAUGAAAAUUUUAUCAAAUUGUCUAAACAUUUAAGAAUCCCAGUUAAUUUUCCAUCAUUUCAUCAGUUUAUUUAUGAAAUAUGAUAGCUUUUGGUGAGAUGAAAAUUUUAUCAAAUUGUCUAUAAAAAAAAAUUGUCUAAAAGUUUAAGAAUCCCAGUUAAUUUUCCAACAUUUUAUCAGUUUAUUUAUGAAAUAUGGUAGAUCAAGACUAGCUCUUGGUGAGACGAAAAUUUUAUCAAAUUGUCUAAAAAAAAAUCCCAAAGCAUCAGUUUAUUUAUGAAAUUAGUUCGCCAAAUUAAAAUAUAAUUUUCGUAGCUAUUUCUAAACAUUUGCAGUUGAGUAGUGCUUACUAACCAGUGUUUCUGCUAGAAAUAAAUUUUUGGGUAUGGCGCUAUGGAAUUGAAUGCAACCAAAGUCAACAAGGGAGUAUAGGAGGCCUCCCCCAGAAAGAAAAUGGGUUAAAUUUAGAGUUGGGGUUUAGAAAAUCAUGCAGUAAUGAUAAGAGAAAUUAAUUUUGUCAAAAGAUUAACUUUAAAAAAAAAAAAAUGCAAAUGUUUUUGGGUAUGGCACCAUACCCAUUUUACCCUCUGGCAGAAACCCUACUAACAUACCAGGCGAAACAUACUAAAACUUGAAAACCUGCUCAAAAUGUUUGCAUAACCUGUUUUGGUUUGUAUAUAGGUAUUAAUUUUCUGAUGGUGGAUAUGGUGUCAACUUUAACUGAGAGUGAGUGAGUGAGUUGAAGUUUCAUGUUUAAUUUCUCAUAAGUCCUACAUGAAUGAAACUUGAUUUAUAGUUACAUAUAUGUUAAUAUCAAUGAAUGUUAAACAAAAUGUUUGAAAUUUAUUACAUUCAAAUUUUAAUUAGUUUUUUUUUUUUUUUGAAUUUAAAGAGACAGACCCUAGUUUUUAAACAAUACGGCAUAUUUUUCACAACUGGGAGCCUAGUUUCAACCUGUAAACAUGGACACUAAUUUUGGUUCAUUUACAAACGUGUAACAAAUUUGGAUACAACAGAGUGAAACGAGAGUGUGACAUUGAAAUACCUUAAAAAUAGACCAAAACGCGACUCCAUAACUGUUACUUCUCAGACACAUGUGCAUUUUUUAAAUGACCGGAAACACUUCGGAUGUAUGGAAAUGGAUAAUCUAAACAAUAAAAUCUAAGUAAAGUUAUAUUACAGUGAUAAUAAACGGCUCUAACCGUGAGAAAUAUGCCAUAGUGUUUAAAAACUAGGGUCCAUCCCUUUAAGGUGUGUUUUAAAGUUAAAAUUUAUUUUUUAUUUUUUAAACAUGCAAAAUGUUUUUUGUAAAUAAUUUCAGUUUGGUUUAACAUAAAAAGAAAAGUAAAAGUGUUUUGGAAAUGACAAAAAAAAAAAGCAAACUAUUUUUUGUGUAAUUUACAAAUCAGUUGGCAAAAUCAAAUACGUUUAUGAUGGACAAAAUAUUUAAUUUCUGUUUAUUAUUAUAAUUGUAAUUAAUGUAAAAAAAAAUUGCUAGCACUUGAUUAUACAGUACAUUUCCCCCAAGUGGUGAACUGGAUGUGCCAAAUACAUAGAUGUGUAAUUGGAAAAAAGAAGAAAAAUGUUUGUUUUAUUUAACGACGUCACUAGAUCACAUUGAUUUUUUAUCUUAUCAUCGGCUAUUGGAUGUCAAACAUAUGGUCAUUCUGACA
This is a messenger RNA of Gigantopelta aegis, 3888 nucleotides long. Its product is annotated as high mobility group nucleosome-binding domain-containing protein 5-like. Bases 86 to 2083 code for a protein of 665 amino acids. The transcript is spliced from 3 exons. The record is from RefSeq and is a predicted model, not a curated record. Lineage: Eukaryota; Metazoa; Mollusca; Gastropoda; Neomphalida; Peltospiridae.